Messenger RNA from Bipolaris victoriae FI3, 1998 nucleotides. RefSeq lists its product as hypothetical. The transcript has 3 exons. The record is from RefSeq and is a predicted model, not a curated record. NCBI's taxonomy places the organism in Eukaryota, Fungi, Ascomycota, Dothideomycetes, Pleosporales, Pleosporaceae. Bases 1 to 1998 code for a protein of 665 amino acids.
AUGAUCAAUACAGACGUAGACAGAAAGGUUGAUUUGUGUCCAGCAUGCAAAGCGCUUGACGAGAAAUUCAGUACGCCACAACAUGGACAUACGCAGGUCGUGCACUUUCUCAAAAACUCCUUACACCAAGACUGUGUGUCAUGCAAGACACUUUCUGAUUACUUCUCUUCUGAUAAGCUUGUCGUGGCUCUUUUUCACAAUGGGCCAGAGGAUGACGAAACGCAAUCAGCGUCUUCAGAAGAGUUGGUUGAGCCAUGUGCUGAGUCGACAAACACGAAACCCUUGAAACACAUCCUUAUGUGGGACUCGGCUGAUGCAACACAUGACCAUACAUUCCUCCCGGCGGAAAGUCAUAUACCAGGGCCUGGAAAGUAUGCGUCAGCGGACCUGAUCCAAGCUAAGCAAUGGCUCGAGAGUUGUAGAUCAAACCAUGCUUCUGAUGACGCAGGUGGAAGGACAUGUACAGUUCAGCCAGUGACCAUGAAGACACCGCUGAGAAUCAUCGACUGCAGCACGUUACGGGUAAGAGAGCUAAUGCCUGGCGAGUCUUAUGCGUGCUUGAGCUAUGUCUGGGGUAACGUAGCUCCUGCAAAAGUUGCAUUCGGCUCGCAAAUAGACCCUGGAAGUAUUUCAAAGACCACUUCGGAUGCCAUAUAUGUGGCUAAGCAGCUAGGGGUCCCCAGACUGUGGGUCGAUCAAUACUGCAUCGUACAAAAUGAAUCCAUUGCGAGGAACGAAGCGAUCGCAUCAAUGAAUCUGAUCUAUGGUGGGGCAGAAGUUACUAUUGCAGCAGCAUCUGGCAUAGAUGCUUCACAUGGUCUACCCGGUGUUCUGGGAACAGAUCGAUCAGACCUGAUACACGGAUCUGUCACUUUAGGGAGCCGACAAUUUGUCGAAGAGCCCGUCCAGAAACAGCUGGAGCAAUCGCAUUGGAACAGCCGAGGCUGGACCUUCCAGGAAGCUGUGUUGUCGGUGCGUCUCCUCGUGUUCACUGAUAGACAAAUGUAUUUCCAAUGCAACAAAGCUCAUCAUCUCGAGCACUACAGAAUCGAAGACCCAUUAAGCGGACAACGCAUAUUUCUCUUUACAGGAACAGAUCUUCAGCCUCUAGCAACCUUCCCACUCCUAACAGAGUACUUUCCCAAGCAACUUUCAUUUGCCAAGGACAGUCUCAAGGCUAUAGAGGGAAUUUUGGAAGCCUGCGGUAAAGAUGCAUCGGGGCCAUAUCAAUGUCGACACUUUUACGGCAUUCCUUUGCCUUAUUUUACGGAUGGCAUCACGGGAGAGAUAUCCUUCUCCGCGCAGGGUCUGGUUUGGUGGACCUCGCGUCAGAGCACGGAAACUGAAGUGAAAGAAACCCUCGCUCCUGAUGAGUCUGGACUACCUUCGUGGACUUGGGCAUCGCAAAAGUCGAGAUCUAGAUCUUCUAUCAUGACCCUAGAUUUCUGCAACCUUGACGCAUCAUGGUUAAAUUUUCAAGACCUGAGGCUCCACAUUACGAACAGACAUGGGGAAACGGUUGACGUUUUCGAUUUUGUCACGUCAUCUCUUCCGGAACAUUAUUCAAACUACUUCCCUUGGAUUGAUGUCACUUCAUGGAUCGUUCAGAGUCAGAUCACUACGUCGGAUCUGGGAUAUUCCAAGACCGUCUUUGGUGGCAUGGGAAAUUCAAGCUUCAAAUUUGACGAAGGCGUUCCACAGAAUGAUGAGACAAUUACGGCGAUAUUCAUAGGUACCGGUGAAGCCUGGUCUGACAGCACAGACUCAGGUAAUGGUCUUGUCUUCCUUCUUAUACGUCCGACUACGCCGAAUACAUUUUCUCGCGUCGGAUUAUGGUAUCUGUAUGAGGAGGCCAAGGUCCUUUCCCUCGAAGAGGUAAUGGCAGAUCCAGAGCCUACACUUCUCAAAAGAUUUACGGAGGAUCCGGAGAGAUAUCUGAAAUCAUGUUGGCUAAGCCACGGCGUUGUGGUAGAGAAAAGGACGGUGAGACUAGUUUAA